GGGGUAUGUUAAGCCAUGUGCGUCCAUGUGGUAUGUCUUUCUCUCUUUAGCCCCACUCUUUACUUCUCUUCUUUUUCCUUUGAUCUAUUAAAUGACUCCACACUCUCAUUUCCUCUAUUAAUUCUCCACUUCAUCAAUCUAAUCUCUUUCCCUCUCUCUCAUUCCUUCCUAGCUAGGGUUUCAGAUACAAUCGAGCUACUUGGAUAUUCAAAAACAGAAACAAGCGUAAGGAUGAACACGUAUGAUAUGGUAAAGCAAGAAUUUAUCAAGAAAUGGAUAACAACUCUCCACAUGUUGGAUUCUUCCGUUGAACAUUCCAUGAACGUAACCGAGAGGAAAAACGCGAUAAGACUAUCAUCGGACAUAGCAAUAGCAGCCACAAGAAGCGGCGCAACCAUAUGGAGCCGUGCUCUCAUUUCUAGGACCGGAAAGCACACGACAACCUGCAAACCCGUGGCUCAUAGAAUACUUAAGAAAGCUCGGAACCGGAUUAAGAAUCGUUGUACCACUAUUACACGAAAUGGCCAAUUUGGGGCGAAAAUGAGAGUGAGAAAACGUACGGAAUUGCUCAAGAGUCUAGUACCAGGAGGCGAGUUGAUAGACGGAAAAGACUGUUUGAUAAGAGAGACACUUGAUUACAUUGUUUAUCUCCAAGCACAAGUGGACGUUAUGCGAACCGUUGCUGCCGUCGAUUCAGUCACCAUGGACUUGUCGAAAAACAAGUAAAUGUGUGUAUGUGCAUGCAUUUCGCACACUUGUAGUUAUGAAGUAGCUAAUGAUUAAUAUGUAAGUCCAUGUACAUAAAUAGGAUAACAGACUAUCAUCUACAGCUUGUGUUCCAAAAAAAAAAAAUCUACAGCUUUCGAAGUGUACAUGUUUAAAUCUAUGGCUUAAUCUCAAAAAUAUUUUGAAGGCC
Molecule: messenger RNA, 916 nt
Organism: Raphanus sativus (radish)
Lineage: Eukaryota; Viridiplantae; Streptophyta; Magnoliopsida; Brassicales; Brassicaceae
Product: transcription factor IBH1-like 1
Exons: 2
Coding region: 16-726 (236 amino acids)
Biological process (GO): regulation of DNA-templated transcription
Source: RefSeq, a predicted model, not a curated record